Hemicordylus capensis (graceful crag lizard) is the source of this 1590-nucleotide messenger RNA. It is a transcript of the gene EIF2B4, whose product is annotated as eukaryotic translation initiation factor 2B subunit delta. The record is from RefSeq and is a predicted model, not a curated record. Lineage: Eukaryota; Metazoa; Chordata; Lepidosauria; Squamata; Cordylidae. The transcript is spliced from 10 exons. Bases 45 to 1556 code for a protein of 503 amino acids.
GCUGCUGCGGCCGGCGAAUCGGGGCCGGGCAGGCGACAGCAGCGAUGGCGGAGCGCGUGCAGCAGCCGACGCUGGGCCCCGAGGGGAGCCAGGAGCGACGCCGACGGCGCUGGAGAAGCCGGACCUCCCGGAGCAACAAGCGGCGCCCCCGGGCAAGAGCAAGGCCGAGCUGCGAGCCGAGCGCCGGGCCAAGCAGGAGGCCGACCGGGCCCUCAAGCAGGCCCGGAAGGGCGAGCAGGGCCCGCCGGCGCCGGCCUCCGCCAAGCCCCGGCCGCUGCCCAGCGACGCCCCGCCAGGUACGGCUCUGCGGGUGGCGGCGGCAGGACGAGGGACCCUGCCGGCCCCGAGCGCCCUCCCUGCCUCCCUCCCGCCUUCCUUCGUCUCCUCUCCUUCCAGCGGCGAAGCGGAUCCCGGAGCACGUUCAAGUGGGCGACCCGGCGGCGCUGAAGAAGCUGGCCAAGACGCUGGAGCGCCAGCAGGUGCCCCUGAGGCCAGAGUUCGGGGCCAAGGUCAGCCUCUUCUCUCACCUGCACCAAUACAGCCGCAAGGAGUUGCUGACCCAGCAGAUGAGCAUUCCCGUGACUGCCAUCCACCCUGCAGUGGUGCGUCUUGGCCUGCAGUACUCCCAAGGGAUGGUCAAUGGCUCCAAUGCCCGCUGCCUUUCCCUCUUGCACGUCUUCAGACAGGUGAUUGGAGACUACACCACCCCAGCCAAUGAGGAGCUCUCGCGGGACCUGGUGAACAAGCUCAAGCCCUACAUCAGCUUCCUCACCCAGUGCCGGCCCCUCUCCGCCAGCAUGGGCAACGCCAUCAAGUUCCUCAAGAAGGAGAUCGCUGCCUCGCCAGGCUCCAUGAGAGAGGAGGAGGCCAAGGGCUGCCUGCAGGAGGCCAUUGACAAGUACAUCCGGGAGAAGAUUGUCCUGGCUGCUGCAGCCAUUUCCAAGUCGGCCUUUGAGAAGAUCCACGAUGGGGACGUCGUCCUGGUCUACGGAGGCUCCUCCCUGGUCAGCCGCACGCUGCGGGACGCCCACGAGAAGGGCCGUGCCUUCCGGGUGGUGGUGGUGGACAGCCGGCCGCGGCUGGAGGGCCGGGAGACGCUGCGUCGCCUGGUGAAGCAGGGCGUCCGCUGCAGCUACGUCCUCAUCAACGCCAUCUCCUACGUGCUGCCCGAGGUCUCCAAAGUGCUGCUGGGAGCUCACGCGCUCUUGGCGAAUGGCUCUGUGAUGUCCCGAAUGGGCACCUCCCAAAUCGCCCUGCUCUCCAAGGCCCACAACGUCCCCGUCCUGGUCUGCUGCGAGACCUACAAGUUCUGUGAGCGGGUCCAGACAGACUCCUUUGUCUCCAACGAGCUGGAUGACCCCAACGACCUGCUUGGACCGCAUCGUCCUGGGGGGAGCCCACUGGCCGGCUGGCAGGAGAGCCACUCCCUGCGCCUGCUCAAUCUGGUCUACGACGUGACCCCGCUGGAGCUGGUGGAUCUGGUGAUCACAGACCUGGGGAUGAUCCCCUGCACCUCCGUCCCGGUGGUGCUGCGUGUCAAGAACGUGGAGCAGUGAGGGCAGGGCAGGGAAUAAACCUGUGUGUGCCCCA